AACUCAAACUCGAUUAUUAUUAUUAACUAGGAAAAAUAUUUGAAGUCCGUAGUUCCCUCUCUCAAAUCCCUAAUUCAUUUUUCUUUUCUGUUGAAUCAAUGGAUGAAAUCCCUAAUUUCGAACUCCAUCCUGUCCUUCAUUUACAAAAUCCCUACUUUAAUUAUCUUCAAUAAUGCUUACUGUAAUCCCCUGAAGCCAUUUCUUACUUGAAUUCAUUGAACUACAGAGGCUGUUUCCGUUGAACAGAGUCAAUUGAGGCUUUCGAGCGUUUGGAUUCAAUUUUGAAGAUUUUGGGUGCAUUUGGAUCUGUCUGAGCUUGAGUUUUGAAGAAUUCGUGCUCAAAUUGUUGAGCUUUCUCAGAGAGCUUCUAAAGGUUCAAAUUCUUUGAAGACAUUUUUACGCCGCCGUCAAAUUCACUCUAUUUGAAGCUGUUUUGAUAUAUCCUUGCUUGGAAUUCGAAAUUUUGUUGGCAAAUUAUAGGUUUUUGCUGCUCUUGUUUUGGAGCAUUUCGUCGAAUUUUAAUGCUUAUGAGUAUUUUAGGGCGUCAAGAAGUUGAAAUGAACGACCAGGUUUCGCAUGCUAGCGGUUUAUGUUUUCAUGAAUCCGAGUUCAGUGGCUUAUUUAAUGCAUCUGGAAUAGUGGAUGCGUGGAACGGAAUUAAACUAACAGUGUAACAGGAUAUUGGGGGUGCUCUAGUAUUAUUAAGUUUGAGUUUGAGCAGAAGUUCUUGAAUUGUUUUGUUUGAUUGUUAUCAGGUUUUAGUAUGUCAUGUUUCUGAAGCAGGUAAUUGGGUUCUAUGAUUGCUGAACUGGUUUGAAGUUAUUUCUUUGGGUUAAGUGAGGAAUGGAAUACGAGCUUUCUGAUAGCAGUGGAACGGAUGAUGAUCUUCCGCCAUCACAUCAGAAUAGAUUUCAAAGAGGGAUGCAUCCUACUGGGAAUACAAGAUUAGCUACGGGAUCUGUUCCAUUAUUGAGGAAGCAUACAGAUAUGGAAACACAGAUCCACGAUAUAGAACAAGAUGCAUACAGUUCUGUCCUGCGAGCCUUCAAGGCUCAAUCUGAUGCCAUCACUUGGGAAAAAGAAAGUUUAAUUACAGAACUCAGGAAAGAGCUCAGAGUAUCAGAUGAGGAACAUCGGGUGCUUCUAUCCAAUGUUAAUGCUGAUGACAUCAUCAGACAAAUAAGGGAAUGGAGGAAGUCACGUGGGCUCCAACCUGGCAUGCUCAGCACUGCUCAGCCUAUUCACGAACCAGUUCCCAGUCCUGCUGUUUCUGCGUCACGCAAGAAACAGAAAAACUCACAAUUAGCGUCUUCCUUUUCAAUGGGAGCACCAUCUGCUGCGUUGCAUCCAUCUGUGGAGCCAUCUUCAGCAGCUCUUGGACGAGAUCUUCAUCCGGGAGAAAGGAAUAAGAAGCCCAAAUCACACCCUCUCUCCGGUGUCACUGGAAGGACUCAAGUUCUUAAUCGCAGUUCUUCAGGUGCUUUUGUCAGAGGUGAACCUCCUGAGACAGCAAAUUAUGAUCCAUUAAUUGGAAAGAAAGUUUGGACGAGGUGGCCUGAAGAUAACCACUUCUAUGAGGCUGUCAUUACUGACUACAAUCCUGUCGAGGGGCUGCAUGCUUUGGUUUAUGACAUUAAUACUGCCGGUGAAACAUGGGAGUGGGUCAAUCUCAAAGAGAUAUCUCCUGAAGAUAUUAGGUGGGAGAGUGAAGAUCCUGCAAUUUCUCGAAGAGGUAGCCGCCCUGGACCAGGUCGUGGGAUUAAGAAGUCCACUGGACGGGGUGCUGCAGUCACUGGUGCAGGAAGAGGUAGGGGUACCAUGAAGGGUCGGUCCAAGAAAGAGUUCCCUUUAUCACAAAAUGGUAUUGGGAAGAAGGCAUCUGGUGAUAUUGAGAUACUUCACACAGAUGCUGUGAUUAAGGAGGUUGAGAAAGCUUUUGAUGCUAGCCAUCCCGAUCCAAUGGAGAUUGAGAAAGCAAAGAAAUUGCUGAAAGAGCAGGAACAAGCUCUUGUUGACGCAAUUGCUAGGCUUGAAGAUGCAUCUGAUGGUGAAAGUGCAGAUGGAGAACAACCAUUUCCAGGACACUCAAUGGACCAAGAACAAGGUUGGACAAAACAGCCGUCUAAUCAGGAGGGCGAAGGUAGGCUACUUGAAGGCGCAGUUGGCAAUAAAGUUGCAAGCGAUGAUCUGCAAGAGAAGAUUUUAUGAUGGUAGGCCUGUAUGAUUAGCAUUAGGCUUGUAUGAUUAGUAAUUUAACGAUGGCUCAUGCUCUAAUUCAGAGGAUUAGCUCCAUUCCAUGGUUUUAGGGAUUUAUGAUUUGUUUCAUAAUUAUCGAUACCGAUGAAACUCCAUCCCAGGCAACCUUUGCUUGUGUAAAUUAAUUUUCAUAGUAAACUAUUUUUAGCCAAA
This is a messenger RNA of Tripterygium wilfordii, 2409 nucleotides long. RefSeq names its product protein EMSY-LIKE 3-like. The transcript is spliced from 12 exons. Lineage: Eukaryota; Viridiplantae; Streptophyta; Magnoliopsida; Celastrales; Celastraceae. Bases 844 to 2208 code for a protein of 454 amino acids. Gene Ontology annotation, cellular component: nucleus. Gene Ontology annotation, biological process: defense response to fungus. The record is from RefSeq and is a predicted model, not a curated record.